Nematolebias whitei (Rio pearlfish) is the source of this 2153-nucleotide messenger RNA. It is a transcript of the gene isl1a, whose product is annotated as ISL LIM homeobox 1a. Gene Ontology annotation, biological process: neuron fate specification; positive regulation of transcription by RNA polymerase II; axonogenesis. Lineage: Eukaryota; Metazoa; Chordata; Actinopteri; Cyprinodontiformes; Rivulidae. The transcript has 6 exons. The coding region runs from base 147 to 1196 and encodes 349 amino acids. Gene Ontology annotation, molecular function: DNA-binding transcription factor activity, RNA polymerase II-specific; cis-regulatory region sequence-specific DNA binding. The record is from RefSeq and is a predicted model, not a curated record. Gene Ontology annotation, cellular component: nucleus.
GAAACACACUGUCACACACACACGCUUCCUCAGGGAGGCUGGUGAACCAGCUCCGGGCCGGAGCAGAGCGCACUUCCAGGCUUCGCGGCGCCGCAGCCCACCGAGACAGUGGAACAGUGGAGCUCUCUGCGCCGCACUGCUUCGACAUGGGAGACAUGGGGGACCCACCGAAAAAGAAGAGGCUUGUGUCUCUCUGUGUGGGCUGUGGGAACCAGAUCCAUGACCAGUACAUCCUGCGGGUCUCCCCGGACCUGGAGUGGCACGCGGCGUGUCUCAAGUGCGCGGAGUGCAGUCAGUACCUGGACGAGUCGUGCACGUGCUUCGUCCGGGACGGAAAGACUUAUUGCAAACGGGACUACAUCAGGUUAUACGGGAUUAAAUGCGCUAAAUGCAAUAUCGGCUUCAGCAAGAACGACUUCGUGAUGCGGGCUCGCUCCAAGGUCUACCACAUCGAGUGUUUCCGCUGCGUGGCGUGCAGCCGCCAGCUCAUCCCGGGGGACGAGUUCGCGCUGCGGGAGGACGGUCUGUUCUGCCGGGCGGACCACGACGUGGUGGAGCGGGCCAGCCUGGGCAGCGGAGACCCGCUGAGCCCGCUGCACCCGGCCCGGCCGCUGCAGAUGGCAGCAGAGCCGAUCUCCGCGCGCCAGCCCGCGCUGCGCCCUCACGUGCACAAACAACCCGAGAAGACGACGCGCGUGCGGACGGUGCUGAACGAGAAGCAGCUGCACACCCUGCGGACCUGCUACAACGCCAACCCGCGGCCCGACGCGCUCAUGAAGGAGCAGCUGGUGGAGAUGACGGGCCUGAGCCCGCGCGUCAUCCGGGUCUGGUUCCAGAACAAGCGCUGCAAGGACAAGAAGAAGUCCAUCCUGAUGAAGCAGCUGCAGCAGCAGCAGCCCAACGACAAGACGAACAUCCAGGGACUGACGGGGACCCCGAUGGUCGCGGCCAGUCCGGAGCGGCACGACGGGGGCAUCCAGGCCAACCCGGUGGAGGUGCAGAGCUACCAGCCCCCCUGGAAGGUCCUCAGCGACUUCGCCCUCCAGAGCGACAUCGACCAACCCGCCUUCCAGCAACUGGUCAGUUUCUCAGAGGGAGGACCGGGGUCCAACUCCACUGGCAGCGAGGUAGCGUCCAUGUCCUCUCAGCUUCCUGACACACCGAACAGCAUGGUGUCCAGCCCCAUCGAGGCCUGAGCAGCCCCCCCACGCACGGACAGACUGAAAUGAACGAUCAUCCCAUUCCUCCCGACAGCACCAAGCAACCCCACUGGUUGUGUUUUGACACUGUGAAGACAAUCAUGGGAUUUACCACAGCCACCCACUCUACGGUCAACCCAGACAGACGGGCGCCUCAUAUUGAGCGGUGCAUCCCAUCUGCACGCUGGUUACAGUUGCCAAAAAGAGAGGACACGAGCUUGCUUCAUCAAUAACGGGAUCUCUUUAUGAGCAGAGUUUAAAUCAAGAACUCAGCUCUGAAUAGAAGACGAGGGUGAUUUUUUCCUCGUCGUUGAAGCUUCUGGACUACUGGGAGAAGAGCGGCACUGGUUUUCUUUCUGUAAUUAUUUUCCUUCAAGCUCUAAGGCAUUUGCAACAAGGUAUACCUCUAUUUUGCCACAAGCUUCGUGGGAUAUUUGUGAGUUAGUGUCCGUCCAGAAAUUGGCUUUUUUUUUUCUUUCUUUCCCAAAGACCUGUAAGUUAGAUCUUUGAUUGAAAAUGUAUUAUUUGUUUCCGUGCAACAGAAUUAUUUAUUAUUUAUUGCCGAUCAAUUUGCCACCUUUCGUGUAACUUUCGUAACUGAAGUAAAACAAUGAUAAUUAUAAUAAAAGUAGACUGCGGUUUGGUCUGUAAAAUAUUGGUUCACAGUUUAGUUUGAAAUGUUUUUUUUAAUAAUUUAAUUUUUAAACGAGCCAGGAUCAUCCGAGAUGAGAAGCAGAAGAAAGUUUUGUACAGAUUGAUUUUUGUAAAACCUGCUGAGAUAGACUGCUUUGGAGCAAACUUUUAAAAAAAGGAUCAUCUCCAUGCGUCUGACUGAGUUUUUUGAACAACACGUCACGUCUUUAAAGUCCAUUUGGACCUGCGGCCUGUCCAAGGUGGACUCUCCCUCGCUGACUGGACCGGUUCCAGCCUCGACCCUGAACAAGUCAAAACGGA